AUGAUCAUCGACAAGUUAUUCACUGUCGGUAUGUUCUGUCCGGUCAUUUUAUCAGACCACCUUAUGCGUUGUUCCUUUGCUCUUUCAAAUCAUUUGAUCAUAUCUUCAUGUAUUAAAUCCUUAUCUCUUUUACGUUUCCUUGUUUGGUCUUCCUCUUUUUUCUUUCUUUCUUUCUUCGUUUUUCUUUCUUUCUCUCAUUGCAAUAUUACUUGUAAGAUUAUAUUAUUUUCCACCGGUCUCAGUUUUUCUCCUUUUCGUUUAAUAUUGAUCAUUCUGUUUUCUGCAACUUUCUUUCUUUCUUUCUUUCUUUCUUUUUCUUUCUUUCUUUCUUUCUUUCUUUCUUGCUUGCUUGCUUGUUUGCUUGCUUUGUGUCAUUGUAAUUUUACUUGUAAGAUUAUAUUCUUUCCCAGCGGUUUCUCUUUUUCUUCUUUUCAUCUUCUUUUUUCUUUCUGUUUUCUCCAUCUUUCUUUCUUUCCUUCUUUCUUUUUUUCUUUCUUUCUUUCCUUGCAAUAUUAUUUGCAGGAUUACAUUCUUUUGCACAGUGAUCUUUCUUUCUUUUUCUUACUGUUUUCUCCAAUUUUCUUUUUUGUAAUUUCUUCUUUCUUUCUAUUUUCUUCUACAAAUUAUAUCUUUUGGUUUUCUACAAACUCUCUCAUUAUUUCUUUCUUUCUUUCUUUCUUUCUUUCUUUCUUUCUUUCUGCUUUAUGCAAUUUCUUUCUAUCAUUUUUCAAUUUUCUACAAAUUGGCUCUUUUUCAUUCUUUUUCUUUCUUUCUUUUUUUCUGUUUUACUUUAAUUCUUUCUUUUCUCUUUUCUACGAAUGCUUUCUUUUUUCUUUUUUCUCUUUCAAUUAUUCAUUCUUUUUUUCUCAGGUGUCUAGAAAUUCGCUCUUUUUAUAUAUUUUUUCUUUCUCUUUUUUCUGUUUUGUUUUAAUUCUUUCAUAUAUUUUUUCUUCUGUUAGCUUCUUCACUUUCACUUUCCUCUUCUUGGUCUUUUGUCUUUACCUGAUCGUUAAUAUGCAUUUCUUUCUUUCUUCCUGUCUCCUUUUCUUUCUUUCUUUCUUUCUUUCUUUCUUUCUUUCUUUCUUUCUUUCUUUUCUUUCUUUCUUUCUACCUUAA
Molecule: messenger RNA, 1116 nt
Organism: Acanthosepion pharaonis
Lineage: Eukaryota; Metazoa; Mollusca; Cephalopoda; Sepiida; Sepiidae
Source: the annotation of a GenBank genome assembly